Molecule: messenger RNA, 5476 nt
Organism: Lemur catta (Ring-tailed lemur)
Lineage: Eukaryota; Metazoa; Chordata; Mammalia; Primates; Lemuridae
Gene: SMC2
Product: structural maintenance of chromosomes 2
Exons: 25
Coding region: 219-3812 (1197 amino acids)
Biological process (GO): chromosome organization
Cellular component (GO): chromosome
Molecular function (GO): ATP binding; ATP hydrolysis activity; protein binding
Source: RefSeq, a predicted model, not a curated record
UAAAGUAGUAAAUGGUUCCGGUGCGGGUUCUGAGCUUGGGGCCGCAGUGGCGGAGUUUGCCUCGUAGCACUUGCUACGGGAGGGUUGGCUUUCUCUCCGCUUUUGUGACCGGGAGGAGCUUUGGGGGCGCCCCAAGCCCAGGCGACCUGAGGCGGCUAACUGGUGUGUGUCCUGUUUGAUUCCUAGCAGAGGUUGAUGGGCCCACGACAAUAUUGAAAAUGCAUAUUAAGUCAAUCGUUCUGGAGGGAUUCAAGUCCUAUGCUCAGAGAACCGAAGUUAAUGGUUUUGAUCCCCUUUUCAAUGCUAUUACUGGUUUAAAUGGUAGUGGAAAAUCCAACAUAUUGGACUCUAUCUGCUUUUUGCUGGGCAUUUCCAACCUGUCUCAGGUUCGUGCUUCUAAUUUACAAGAUUUAGUUUACAAAAAUGGGCAGGCUGGUAUUACCAAAGCCUCGGUGUCAAUUACUUUUGAUAAUUCUGACAAAAAGCAAAGUCCUUUAGGAUUUGAGGUUCAUGAUGAAAUCACAGUAACAAGACAGGUGGUGAUUGGUGGCAGAAAUAAAUAUUUAAUCAAUGGAGUAAAUGCAAACAACACUAGAGUACAGGAUCUCUUCUGUUCUGUUGGCCUUAAUGUUAACAACCCUCACUUUCUCAUCAUGCAGGGCCGAAUUACAAAAGUAUUGAAUAUGAAACCUCCAGAGAUUUUAUCCAUGAUAGAAGAAGCAGCUGGAACCAGAAUGUAUGAGUACAAAAAAAUAGCUGCCCAGAAAACUAUAGAAAAAAAGGAGGCUAAGUUGAAAGAAAUUAAGACGAUACUUGAAGAAGAGAUUACUCCAACCAUUCAAAAAUUAAAAGAGGAAAGAUCUUCCUAUUUGGAGUACCAAAAAGUAAUGAGAGAAAUAGAACAUUUGAGUCGAUUAUAUAUUGCUUAUCAGUUUUUGCUGGCUGAAGAUACCAAAGCACGCUCGGCUGAGGAGUUAAAAGAAAUGCAGGAUAAAGUUGUACAGCUUCAAGAAAAAUUGUCUGAGAAUGAUAAAAAAAUAAAAGCACUUAAUCAUGAAAUAGAAGAAUUGGAAAAAAGUAAAGAUAAGGAAAUUGGAGGUAUACUUCGAUCUUUAGAAGAUGCUCUUGCAGAGGCUCAGCGAAUUAAUACUAAAUCUCAAAGUGCAUUUGAUCUCAAGAAGACAAAUCUGGCAAGUGAAGAAAACAAACGCACAGAACUGGAAAACAAUAUGGCUGAGGACUCUAAAACUUUAGCAGGGAAGGAAAAAGAGGUUAAAAAGAUAACAGAUGGGCUGCAUGCCCUUCAAGAAGCAAGUAAUAAAGAUGCCGAAGCUCUGGCUGCUGCACAGCAGCACUUCAAUGCUGUUUCCGCUGGCCUGUCCAGCAGUGAAGAUGGAGCAGAAGCGACUCUAGCCACUCAGAUGAUGGCCUGUAAAAAUGAUAUAAGUAAAGCUCAGACAGAAGCCAAGCAGGCUCAGAUGAAGUUGAAACAUGCCCAGCAGGAAUUAAAGAAUAAACAAGCUGAAGUUAAGAAGAUGGAUAGUGGCUACAGGAAGGAUCAAGAAGCUUUAGAAGCUGUAAAGAGAGUUAAAGAAAAACUUGAAGCUGAAAUGAAAAAGCUAAAUUAUGAAGAAAAUAAGGAGGAAAGACUUUUGGAAAAGCGCAGGCAGCUGUCUCGUGAUAUCAGUAGAUUGAAAGAAACAUAUGAAGCUCUCUUGGCCAGAUUUCCCAAUCUUCAAUUUGCAUACAAGGAUCCAGAGAAGAACUGGAAUAGAAAUUGUGUGAAAGGACUCGUAGCUUCUCUGAUUAGUGUGAAAGAUACUUCUGCAACUACAGCUUUAGAACUGGUGGCUGGGGAACGACUCUACAAUGUUGUAGUAGAUACAGAGGUUACUGGUAAAAAGCUACUUGAAAAAGGGGAACUGAAGCGUCGAUACACCAUAAUUCCACUCAAUAAAAUUUCAGCCAGAUGUAUUGCUCCAGAAACUCUGAAGGUUGCCCAGAAUCUUGUUGGCCCUAACAACGUUCAUGUGGCUCUUUCCCUGGUGGACUAUAAACCAGAACUUCAGAAAGCAAUGGAAUUUGUGUUUGGAACAACAUUUGUUUGUGACAGUAUGGAUAAUGCCAAAAAAGUGGCCUUUGAUAAAAGGAUAAUGACUAGAACUGUAACUCUAGGAGGUGAUGUGUUUGAUCCUCAUGGGACAUUGAGUGGAGGUGCUCGAUCUCAGGCAGCUUCUAUUUUGACCAAGUUUCAAGAACUCAAAGAUGUUCAGGAUGAGCUAAGAAUGAAAGAGAAUGAGCUACAGGCCCUAGAGGAGGAAUUAGCAGGUCUUAAAAACACUGCCGAAAAGUAUCGCCAACUAAAACAACAGUGGGAGAUGAAAACUGAGGAGGCAGAUUUAUUACAAACCAAGCUCCAACAAAGCUCAUAUCACAAGCAACAAGAAGAAUUAGAUGCCCUUAAAAAAACUAUUGAGGAAAGUGAGGAGACUUUAAGAAACACUAAAGAAAUUCAAAAGAAAGCUGAAGAAAAAUACGAAGUGUUGGAGAAUAAAAUGAAAAAUGCCGAAGCUGAAAGAGAGAGAGAGCUGAAGGAUGCUCAGGAAAAACUGGAUUGUGCCAAAACAAAAGCAGAUGCAUCUAGCAAGAAAAUGAAAGAAAAACAACAGGAAGUUGAAGCUAUCACUCUGGAGCUGGAAGAGCUUAAGAGAGAGUAUGCAUCCUAUAAACAGCAGCUUGAAGCUGUAAAUGAAGCUAUCAAAUCCUAUGAAGGUCAGAUUGAAGUAAUGGCAGCUGAAGUGGCUAAAAAUAAGGAGUCAGUAAAUAAAGCUCAAGAAGAGGUGACUAAGCAAAAAGAAGUGAUAACAGCCCAAGACAGUGUAAUUAAAGCUAAAUAUGCAGAAGUGGCAAAACACAAGGAGCAAAACAAUGAUGCUCAGCUUAAAAUUAAGGAAUUAGACCACAACAUCAGCAAACAUAAACGGGAAGCUGAAGAUGGUGCUGCGAAGGUAUCCAAAAUGUUGAAAGAUUAUGACUGGAUUAAUGCAGAGAAACACCUCUUUGGCCAACCCAAUAGUGCCUAUGAUUUCAAAACUAACAACCCCAAAGAAGCUGGUCAGAGACUUCACAAGUUGCAAGAAAUGAAGGAGAAACUAGGCAGAAAUGUCAAUAUGAGAGCUAUGAAUGUACUGACAGAAGCUGAAGAGCGAUAUAAUGACUUGAUGAAGAAGAAGAGAAUUGUAGAAAAUGACAAAGCCAAAAUCCUUACAACUAUAGAAGACCUUGACCAAAAGAAAAACCAAGCCCUAAAUAUUGCCUGGCAAAAGGUGAACAAAGACUUUGGGUCUAUUUUUUCUACUCUGUUGCCUGGUGCUAAUGCUAUGCUUGCACCACCAGAGGGGCAAACUGUUUUAGAUGGUCUGGAGUUCAAGGUUGCUUUAGGAAAUACCUGGAAAGAAAACCUAACUGAACUUAGUGGUGGUCAGAGGUCUUUAGUGGCUUUGUCAUUAAUACUGUCCAUGCUCCUCUUCAAACCUGCUCCAAUUUAUAUCCUUGAUGAGGUAGAUGCAGCCUUGGAUCUUUCUCAUACCCAGAAUAUUGGACAGAUGCUGCGUACUCAUUUCACACAUUCUCAGUUCAUUGUGGUGUCGCUAAAAGAAGGUAUGUUUAACAAUGCAAACGUUCUUUUCAAAACCAAGUUUGUGGAUGGUGUUUCUACAGUAGCCAGAUUUACACAAUGUCAAAAUGGAAAGAUUCCAAAGGAAACAAAAUCGAAGGCAAAAGGACCCAAAGGAGCACAUGUGGAAGUUUAAACUACAAAUUGAAGAACUUGGAAUAUCUAAUUUGUUUAUGUAAAAAAAAUGUUAUUUUGUUACUUAACCUAUAUUUUCUCUUCCUUUGUGUAAUCACUUAUAAAUGAACAUAGAUUCCUCAUCUCUUAAUUAGUAUAACUAUGGUCCAAUUACUGUGGUUGUGAUUUUAUGUGUAUCAUCAAAAUGUUUUUUCUUAUGCAUGUCUUUUAUAAAUUAGGGAUCCUGAGAUAUCUAGUUGGUGAUAAAUUCUGUAUGUAAUAGCAAAUAUAUACAAAGAAAUAGAUGAAAUUAAAUUACAGAAUAAGUAUAGCUGAUAGUCAGCUUUUAAUUAGUUUAAUUCCUAAGGCAAUAUUAAUGUGUUUUUUAUUGCUAAUAAAGUCAUUCGGGUAAGGAAGAAUUAUAAAGCAAGUAAGUGGACCAGCAAUGGAAACACAAAGAAAGCUAUUAUGCAGGCACUGAGCUACUUGAGGCUAGUUCCUUGAGGCUACAACUCUAGAUCCCUGAUUUAGACUGAGAUGGGAAACAGAUCUUGAAAGAUUUUUUUCAUUUUAAUGAUGUUUGAAUAUCAUGUUUCUAUAUGCUUAAUUGGUCUUUGCAACCUUAAGUUUUUUGUUUUAAGCCUUACGAAUAUUUUAAUUGAAGCUUGGGAGGAGGUGUGUUGUAUCGUGCUUAUCUGCUGCAAGUUUAUCUGAAGUCUAAUAUUUUUAAAGAUUCUUGUCAGCCUUUUCAUAAUCUAAUCUCUGACAACCUGUUAGUGAGUGAGAAUGUAGGAGCCAGAAGACUAAAUCAAAUUUGUAGUUUUCCUUGAGCCUGAUAAAUAUAUAAAUAGAUCCAUCUUUUCCACCAAAAUAACUCAAAAGUUUGAUGAUUGUAAUUCUUAGGGUCUUCUGCUUUUCAGUUCAGAGGGUUGAAAUUCCUUUAGAACUUGAAAGAUGGAGCUAAGAAACACCAUAAGAAUACUAUUUAUAUUAGUAUCUCUAGAUACAUCAACAGAACAUUGUCCCCAAACUGAAUCCUAAAAGCUCUGACAUGAUCAAAUCUGAAUUUCAGUGUUUUUGGUUUGUUCCCACAUCUCUUCCUGAUAUUUGAGUCUUAGUUCCUGAGUGUUACUAUCUUACUUUCCCAGAUAGAUGCUCGUACUGCUUGGCUCUGGGUUUGAUGUUUCUCACCCUUCAUUCUCCAUACGUAUCUGAGAUGUCAGAACAUACCCAAGGAAUUGAUAUUAUGGGACACACUGGAAAGGACUGAAUCUGGAAUUAGUUGUGUCCACUGCUGGAGGGAAAAUGCUAUCAGUAUUGAGUUGCAGGAAGUCCAAUAUCACAGGCAUACAAAGUUUGUUUCUGUUCAAAUGUAUUGCAAACACUUUGCCAAAACAGUUGUAUAAAUUCAGACUGUCAUCAAUAAAGUACAGUAUACCAUUUGACCACAAACUAGUCAGUACUGGCUGCUAAUUUUAAUAUUUCUGAUUUAAUAGCUAUAAAACGGUACUUCAUUGCUGUUGUAGCCAGCAUUUUAAAAAUACUUUGUGAGGUUGAAUAUUUUGGCUAUGUACUAAUUUUCUUCUUCCUCUGAUACAAACUUUCUGUUUGUGUGCUUGCUUUCCUAAUUUUUGUCAUAUAUAAUCUUGAUUCUUGAAAGUCCCCAUAUUAAAAUUUUGUGAGUAA